Messenger RNA from Cannabis sativa, 3283 nucleotides. Its product is annotated as general transcription and DNA repair factor IIH helicase subunit XPB1. Gene Ontology annotation, molecular function: DNA binding; hydrolase activity; 3'-5' DNA helicase activity. The transcript has 20 exons. The record is from RefSeq and is a predicted model, not a curated record. Gene Ontology annotation, cellular component: transcription preinitiation complex; nucleotide-excision repair factor 3 complex; transcription factor TFIIH holo complex. Gene Ontology annotation, biological process: nucleotide-excision repair; transcription initiation at RNA polymerase II promoter. Lineage: Eukaryota; Viridiplantae; Streptophyta; Magnoliopsida; Rosales; Cannabaceae. The coding region runs from base 488 to 2908 and encodes 806 amino acids.
CACCCCCACAAUCAAAAUUAUUAUCUGCGAUUCUUCAUCUCCGAUUCUUCUUUGUUCUCUCAAACUCACACAUAUACAUAUAUAUAUAUAGUUAUAUAGUUACUAGCACUGAUAACAAAACCCUCAUUCUCCCCACUUCAUCACACAGCCUGCUCGAUCGAAAAUUUCAAAGAAAAAUCGAUUUUCUGGCUCUAUUUUUCAUUCUUGAGAACUCUGGUGCCGUUCUCUCUCUCUGAACUUCGGUGCCCAUUUCGUUUCAGCCCCCAUUUUGUCCACCUUGAACUCCGAUGCCGCUCUAUCUUUCUGAUUUUUCCAUCGGUCCGUCUCAACCUCCAUUACUCGAUAAGAAAAUUAGGAGAUUUCGGCGUGGCCAAAUAUUCGAACACCACUGGCCACGAAAGUGAACAAGUGGAUUGAGUAGAAGUUCAAGUUAUAUACUUUUGCAGAAGCUGAUCACAUUAAUAUUUUGAUUCAUAGAAGCUAAGCUAUGGGACACGGUGAUAAUAAGGGUCGACCCCAUAAGAAGCACAAAUCAUCGGCGAAGGAAGAGCAUAGGAAUCAUCCAUUUGUUGAAGACGAUGGUGGUUAUUAUGGGGAUGAAGUCGAUGAGGAUUUGCGUGAAGGUGAGGGGAAAAGGAGGGAUUUUACCAAAUUAGAAUUGAAACCUGACCACGCCAAUAGGCCAUUGUGGGCUUGUGCGGAUGGACGCAUUUUCCUUGAAACCUUCUCACCUUUGUAUAAACAAGCUUACGAUUUUCUUAUUGCAAUUGCUGAACCAGUUUGCAGGCCAGAAUCAAUGCACGAAUACAACUUGACACCGCAUUCUUUGUAUGCCGCUGUGUCUGUUGGUCUUGAAACUGAAACAAUCAUAGCUGUUUUGAAUAAAUUGUCUAAGACUAAGCUUCCAAAAGAGAUGAUAGACUUCAUACAUGGCUCUACGGCUAAUUAUGGCAAAGUGAAGCUCGUUCUUAAGAAGAAUAGAUACUUUGUCGAAUCCCCCUUCCCAGAGGCAGGAUACUUACCACUCUCAUACUUCACCUCUUUCUUUUCACGUUAUGCACAUUGCCAUCGGGAAUUUAGGAUCAUAAUUUUUUUUUGUUUUAAUUAUAUGCAGGUGCUAAAGAAUUUGCUCAAGGAUGAAGUUAUAUCUCGAGCAAGGAUUAUUUCUGAGGGUCUGAAUGGAAACGAUGGAUUUACUAUUAGCAAAAGUAUGGGUGAGAUGGUAGAUGGUCAUGAUGGGUUGCUGAAUGAAGCAGAAAUUGCAGCUGCAGCCGAAGAAAAAGAAACUCACUCAUUUGAAGUUGAUCCUUCACAGGUUGAAAAUGUCAAGCAACGUUGCUUGCCAAAUGCUCUAAAUUAUCCCAUGUUAGAGGAGUAUGAUUUCAGAAAUGAUACUGUCAAUCCGGACCUUGACAUGGAGCUGAAGCCUCAAGCACAACCCAGACCAUAUCAGGAGAAAAGCUUGAGUAAAAUGUUUGGAAAUGGAAGAGCAAGAUCUGGUAUCAUUGUGUUGCCUUGUGGUGCUGGAAAAUCCUUAGUUGGUGUUUCUGCAGCCAGCCGAAUUAAAAAGAGUUGUCUCUGUCUAGCAACUAAUGCCGUGUCUGUGGAUCAAUGGGCAUUUCAGUUUAGGCUCUGGUCAACCAUCCGAGAGGAUCAAAUUUGUCGUUUUACAUCAGAUAGCAAAGAAAGAUUCCGUGGUAAUGCUGGAGUGGUUGUAACAACAUAUAACAUGGUUGCUUUUGGUGGAAAACGGUCAGAAGAAUCAGAAAAGAUUAUUGAAGAAAUAAGAAACAGAGAAUGGGGAUUACUGCUUAUGGACGAGGUGCAUGUUGUUCCAGCGCACAUGUUUAGAAAGGUCAUUAGUAUCACUAAAUCUCACUGCAAGCUUGGGCUCACUGCCACACUGGUGAGAGAGGACGAGAGGAUUACAGACUUGAAUUUUCUUAUUGGUCCCAAAUUGUAUGAAGCAAAUUGGUUGGAUUUGGUAAAAGGUGGAUUUAUUGCGAAUGUACAGUGCGCUGAAGUGUGGUGUCCAAUGACGAAGGAGUUUUUUGCGGAAUAUUUAAAGAAAGAAAACUCCAAGAAAAAACAGGCACUCUAUGUGAUGAAUCCAAACAAGUUUAGGGCAUGUGAAUUUCUCAUCCGGUUUCAUGAACAACAACGUGGUGAUAAGAUAAUUGUUUUUGCUGACAACCUAUUUGCACUCACGGAGUAUGCUAUGAAACUCCGCAAACCCAUGAUCUAUGGUGCUACCAGUCACGUGGAGAGGACAAAAAUUCUUGAAGCUUUCAAAACUAGUCGGGAUGUAAAUACCAUCUUUCUCUCAAAGGUUGGUGAUAAUUCCAUAGAUAUUCCUGAGGCCAACGUGAUCAUUCAGAUUUCAUCCCAUGCUGGUUCAAGACGUCAGGAGGCUCAGCGUUUGGGUCGUAUUCUUAGGGCUAAGGGUAAGCUUCAGGAUAGGAUGGCAGGAGGUAAAGAAGAGUACAAUGCGUUCUUUUAUUCACUUGUAUCAACUGAUACACAGGAGAUGUACUAUUCAACUAAAAGACAGCAGUUCUUGAUCGAUCAAGGUUAUAGUUUCAAGGUGAUCACGAGUUUGCCUCCAGCUGAUACAGGGCCUGAGUUGAGUUAUCAUCGCCUUGAAGAACAAUUAUCUCUUCUCUCAAAAGUGUUGAGUGCUGGUGAUGAUGCAGUUGGGUUAGAGCAACUGGAAGAAGAUGCAGAUGACAUAGCCCUCCAUAAAGCCCGUCGUUCUAUGGGAUCCAUGAGUGCCAUGUCAGGUGCAAAUGGAAUGGUCUACAUGGAGUACAGUACUGGACGCAGACUUGCUGGGCAAGGACAGCUCAAGAGCAAUAAGCCCAAAGAUCCAGCCAAGCGGCAUCAUCUGUUUAAAAAACGUUUUACCUGAGACCAAAAUGAGUAAUAAUUCAGAACAAUCUUCAAAACAAACAUGGCAAGUUUCAGAGAGAAGCUUAUGUAAACCAAACAUGUGAAAUAUCUAAGUUAUGUGAAUUUCCAUUCCAUUACCAACUUGGUUAUAUACAAUUGGAACUGAAAUUCUCUGAUGUAAUAUUUGCAUAAUUAAAAUUAGCUUUUGAUUAUUAAUGUGAUAUUAGUUUUGAUCAGUCUGUUGAGAUUUUAGAAAAUGUGGUAGGAAAGGAAUAUGAUAGAGCCAUGGUGGGUUGCCUUUUCUUUUUCUUUAAUUGUAAUACAUAUAUGUAAUCAGAUGAGAAAAUAUUGCUCUUUAAUUGUAAUGCAUUUUUAUUCUUUGUUGGUUUUUCUA